Penicillium taxi is the source of this 1344-nucleotide messenger RNA. RefSeq names its product rRNA-processing protein SOF1. Gene Ontology annotation, cellular component: nucleolus; small-subunit processome. Gene Ontology annotation, biological process: maturation of SSU-rRNA from tricistronic rRNA transcript (SSU-rRNA, 5.8S rRNA, LSU-rRNA). Gene Ontology annotation, molecular function: protein binding. The transcript has 3 exons. NCBI's taxonomy places the organism in Eukaryota, Fungi, Ascomycota, Eurotiomycetes, Eurotiales, Aspergillaceae. Bases 1 to 1344 code for a protein of 447 amino acids. The record is from RefSeq and is a predicted model, not a curated record.
AUGAAAAUUAAAGCCCUUGCCCGCCCUACGGCGUCACAGCAGGCCCCUGGGUCCUCUACAGUCCGCCAGGCGCGCAAUUUGGACCCGGCCCAGCAUCCUUUCGAGCGAGCGAGAGAAUACACUCGAGCCCUGAAUGCUGUCAAGAUGGAGCGCAUGUUUGCUGCUCCAUUUCUGGGACAGAUGGGUGACGGCCAUGUUGAUGGUGUGUACACUAUGGCAAAAGAUCCCGGCUCUCUUGAACGCUUCGCAAGUGGCAGUGGCGAUGGUGUUGUGAAGGUGUGGGAUUUGACAACACGCGAGGAGAUUUGGCAUACACAAGGUCACGAGAACAUGGUCAAGGGAGUGUGCUGGACUCCUGAUCGGAAACUGCUGUCAUGCGCCAGUGACAAAACCAUCAAACUCUGGGACCCAUAUGGCUCAACACCCGAGUCUCCUCCGAUGGCCAGUUACCUAGGAUCCGGUGCCUUUACUAGUGUCUCACACCAUCGCAACCACCCAUCCUUUGCUGCAUCUUCAUCGGUGAUCUCUAUCUAUGACCUCUCGCGUCCUUCUUCCACGCCUUCGCAAACUCUGCACUGGCCGACCAGUGUCGACACCAUCACCUCAGUUGCCUUCAACCAGAGUGAAACUUCGAUUCUCGCCUCCACUGCCAUUGAUCGUUCAAUCAUCAUGUACGAUCUCCGAACUUCCUCUCCCGUGCAGAAAUUGAUUUUGAAGCUGGCAUCUAACGCCAUCGCUUGGAACCCAAUGGAAGCGUUCAACUUUGCAGUGGCCAACGAGGACCACAAUGCGUAUAUCUUCGACAUGAGAAAGACAGACCGUGCUUUGAACGUACUCAAGGAUCACGUCGCUGCUGUGAUGGAUAUUGAAUUCAGCCCGACGGGUGAGGAGUUGGUUACCGCAUCCUACGACCGUACGGUUCGUCUCUGGAACAGAGAUCGCGGUCACUCUCGCGAUAUUUACCACACCAAGCGGAUGCAACGUGUGUUCUCCAUCAAGUUCACUCCUGACAACAAGUAUGUUCUAUCUGGAUCGGACGAUGGCAACGUUCGACUGUGGCGUUCGCAUGCCUCUGAGCGAAGUGGUGUUACAAGUGCUCGCCAGCGAACCAAGCUAGAGUACGAUCAGGCCUUGAUAAAACGGUACGCACACAUGCCAGAAAUUCGCCGCAUCAAGCGCCAGCGUCACCUGCCCAAGCCUAUCAAGAAGGCUGGUGAGAUUAAGCACGAGGAGCUGAACGCCAUCAAGAGGCGUGAGGAGAAUGUGCGCAAGCACACUAGCAAGAAGGAUCUGAAGGCGAGACAGAACGAGCGUGAGAAGAUGAUCUUGGCUCGUGAGCAAUAA